CGACACGACACACACCAACACGCGCAUGACACUCCUACACUUGCUCGGGGCGCUCUUGCCUCUCUCUGCUCUCGCCAGUCCGCUCAUCACAUCCCGCACUGAGCUAGGCGCCCGAUGGCCAGGGGAUAUCAUCCCCUCUUACUCUGUGGUGAACUGUACCGGAUACGAGGUCGACAGUGUACAGGAGAACGAGAGCGGCGUGCAGGCGCUGCUUAAGCUCUCUGGGCCGGCGUGUAACGCUUUUGGAGUAACGAUCCCCUCGCUGACACUGAGCGUGACGUACGAGACCGAGUCCCGCCUGCAUGUGCAUAUCUACGACACCGCAGAGCAGCAGUACCAGCUCCCGCAAUCUGUGCUUGCCCGCCCUCCCGCCUCCGUCCCUUCCUCCACCUCCGACUUCGCUUUCCAUUACACGAGCUCACCUUUCGCCUUCUGGGUCGAGAAGCGCUCCACCGGUGCGGUGAUAUUCGACACGCGGGCAGAGAACAUACCAACGUAUACGGAACCCCUGUUUUCGUACGAGAACAAUGCCAGCGUGACGAACACUACCGCGAUGCCUGCCCACCCUCUGGUAUUCUCGAACCAGUAUCUUCAGCUGUCUUCUGCCCUUCCCCAAGACGCGAACAUCUAUGGUCUCGGCGAGUACAUUUCGGGCAACUUUAGGCGCGAUCCCAAUUCGACGGUGCAGCCUUUCUUCACGCUCGAUAUUGGCGACCCGUUGGAUUCGAACCUCUAUGGUUAUCACCCAGUCUACGUGGAAACCCGAUUUGACAGUUCGGGAAAAGCCGACUCACACGGGGUGUUCCUCCUCCAAACCUCGGGGAUGGACGUCCUCCUCCGUCCAGGGGUAAUCCAAUACCGCGCCAUUGGGGGGACGUUCGACUUUUAUUUCUUCAGCGGGGACGCGGCCGGUAGCAACUCACCCCUCAAGGUAGUGGAACAGUAUGUCCAGUUUGUCGGCUUGCCCCAGAUGCCGCCGAUGUGGGGCUUUGGGUACCAUCAGUGUCGCUGGGGGUACAACAACGUCAGCGACACGCAGUUCGUGAUCGACAGUAUGAGAGCGGCGAACAUCCCUCUUGAGACGCAGUGGAACGAUAUUGACUGGAUGGACGCGUACCGUGAUUUUAUCCCUGCGCCGAAUAGGUUUGCUCCUUCCGAAUACGAGGCGAUGAUCCAGGGCUUGCAUGCGAACCAUCAGCAUUAUAUCCCCAUCAUCGACGGCGCCAUCGGUGUGCAGAUCCCGAACGGCACAGAUGUAUAUGACCCCUGGACAAGCGGCACCGAAGAGGGUACCUUUAUCCAUAACGAGGAUGGGAGUCAAUACAUCGGCCAGGUCUGGCCAGGGUACACAAGUUUCCCAGAUUGGUACAACAACCAGUCCCAAGCCUGGUGGACAGACGCUUUCCGCAACUUUUCCCAGAUCAUAUCCUUCGACGGGAUAUGGGAGGACAUGAACGAGCCCUCGUCUUUCUGCGUCGGCUCGUGCGGUACUGGCCAGAACUGGUCCACGCUGGCUUCACCUGACACGUCACCUACGAUCGUCACUGGCUGGCCGGAGGGGUACGAUUACACCACCUACGGCGAUUCGGGCAACAUGACCGUCAACGGGAGCUCGACCUACGUCCCGGAUUCGACGACUAACUUCCGGCGUUCACUAGCUGACGAAUCGCAGCAUGCGCUCGCCAAGCGUGCAACGGAAAUCGUAUACCAGAACGUCACCCAGCGGUUCCUCGAGACGCCCCCUUAUGCGAUCCAUAACGCCAAAGGCCCGCUCGACGUCCAGACCGUAGCGAUGAACGCUAGCACCGCCUUUGGUGUGUUCUAUGACGUGAAGAACAUCUGGGGCCAUAUGAGCGAAGUCCGGACACACAACGCCCUCCUUUCCCUUAACCCGACCAACAGGCCUUUCCUCGUUGCUCGAUCGACUUAUGCGGGCUCGGGCAGGUACACCCACCAUUGGCUUGGGGAUAAUUAUUCCACGUGGAGAUAUAUGGCCUACUCUAUUCAGGGUAUCCUGCAGUUCCAGAUCUUUGGCAUCCCUAUGGUCGGUGCGGACACGUGUGGGUUUAACCAGAAUACGGACGAGGAACUGUGUAAUCGGUGGAUGAUGAUGUCUGCUUUUACGCCGUUCUAUAGGAACCACAACACGCGUGGUGCUCUCUCGCAAGAGCCUUUCCGCUGGGAUUCUGUCGCCGAUGCAUCCCGCCGCGCUGCAGCGGCUCGCUACUCCAUUCUACCCUACUUCUACACGUACAUGGCCCAAGCCUCCAUCACCGGCACACCAGCGAUGCGCGCCGUCUUCUGGGAGUUCCCGUCCCCCGAGCAGAUGCUCAACGACCGCCAGUUCAUGGUUGGCCCUUCGCUGCUUGUCACCCCUGUGUUGGAGCCGAACGUCACUGAGGUCAAGGGGACCUUCCCUGGAGAGGGACCGUGGAGGGACCUGUUCACACACGCCCCGCUUAACGUCACCCCUAAUGUCAACACCUCCAUCCCCGCGCCCCUCAGCCAGAUCAACGUGCACAUUCGUCCUGGAUCCGUCCUGCUCUUGUACUCCGACCCAGGAUACACUAUCUACGAGACCCAGCAGAGCCAGUACGACAUUGUUGUUGCUCUUGACAAGAGCCAGAAAGCCAGCGGAGCGGCAUACAUCGAUGAUGGUGAGACCCAGUGGCCCACGCCUAGCACGACGAUAUCUUUCUCGGCUCAGUUUGGAAGGCUUGCCGUGACUCCUGUAGAUGGCUCGUAUGCUAUCACUAGCACGGUCAGGCAGGUGUCUAUCUUGGGUGUAGCUAGUAGGCCUCGGGAAUCUGUCCAAUUUGCGGGAUCCAACGUUACUGCUUUCACCUAUGAGCCGAGCAUCCAACGACUUAACGCGACACUCAACGGUGCUGAUCUGAACAAAGGGUUUACGUUGACUUGGGCUUAGGGACUGUGUUCGGUAUGAAGCUACAUUUCGUAUACCCUACACUCUCGUAGCUCAGGCACGAUAUCGCGAUGAAUUCAAUGAAUAUUGAU
This is a messenger RNA of Dacryopinax primogenitus, 3015 nucleotides long. RefSeq lists its product as uncharacterized. Gene Ontology annotation, biological process: carbohydrate metabolic process. The record is from RefSeq and is a predicted model, not a curated record. NCBI's taxonomy places the organism in Eukaryota, Fungi, Basidiomycota, Dacrymycetes, Dacrymycetales, Dacrymycetaceae. The transcript is spliced from 11 exons. Gene Ontology annotation, molecular function: hydrolase activity, hydrolyzing O-glycosyl compounds; carbohydrate binding. The coding region runs from base 26 to 2926 and encodes 966 amino acids.